AUGGAUGUUGUCUCCAUGGGGACUGUGAGGAUGUCCCAGGUGUGGAUGCAGAGAUGGGUCGUCUUGCUGAUGGGUCUGCAGUUAGUACAAGCAGGCUUCAUGGAGGAUUAUGGGGAUUUUAUGAAGGAUCCAACAGACUUUACAACCUGGCCGCCAACAUCAACAACAGUGUUCCCAAUGACGACUGUGAUGGUAACAAAAGUUGAACCAAAUCCUGAUCAUCAAUCCACGAUCUGCAGCACAUGGGGAAAUUUCCACUUCAAGACCUUUGAUGGUCAAUUCUUUCAAGUGCCAGACACGUGCAACUAUGUUCUGACAGUGAUGUGUGACACUGCCACAUCUGAUUUUAACAUCCAAAUGCAAAGAGAGACUGUGAAUGGUUCGAUCACUUUCAACACAGUCACAAUAAAACUGCAGGGAACAGUCAUCAAAAUCACUAAUGGCGACAUCACCAUGGAUGAUAAUGUGGUGUCGAUUCCAAUCAGUCAGAAUGGAAUUAAAAUUGAAGGAACCCCAACAAGUAUUAAAGUUUCCAAAUAUGGAAUGACUGUCUUCUGGGAAGAAGACAACUCUAUAUUGAUUGAACUUGCAGAGAAGUACCAAGGUCAGACCUGUGGACUCUGUGGAAACUACAACGGCAACAAGAAUGACGAUAUCCCUAAAAGCGGCCUAGACACCUGGAAGGUUUCCACACCAACUGAAUCCUGCGAGGACGUUACACUUCCUCCUGGGGAUCAGUGCGACCAGCACAUAAGUGUUUGCCAGCAGUAUCUCAGCAGUCCAGGGUUUGCCGACUGUCAAAAUGUGAUGGACAUGAGUUCAUUUGAAAAAGCUUGUGUAGACGACCUGUGUCAGUGUUACGGAAAUUACGACUGUCUCUGCCACACGCUCACAGAGAUUUCACGACAAUGCACUCAUGCUGGAGGAAAACCAGGAACAUGGAGGACAGAACAGCUCUGUCCAAAGACGUGUCCUCUGAACUUGCAAUACAUGGAGUGUGGGAGUCCGUGCAAGAACACCUGCUCAGAUCCGACCGCAAGUCUACUGUGUAAAGAACACUGUGUGGAUGGCUGUUUUUGCCCUGAAGGCACCGUGGAAGAUGACAUUGGUCAGAAUGGCUGUGUUCCUGUGAACGAGUGCCCUUGUGAUCAUAACGGUGCACUAUAUCAGUCAGGAGAGUCUUACACACAAGCUUGCAAAAAAUGUGUGUGCGUCGCUGGACACUGGACUUGUACAUACCUGGAAUGUCCCGGAAUCUGUUCUGUUGUUGGAGGGUCUCACGUCACCACUUAUGAUGGAAAGACCUUCACCUUCAGUGGCAACUGUGACUACAUCCUCACUAAGCACUCUAAUGACAGUGAUAUUGCUGUUGUGGGAAACCUGGCCAAGUGUGAUCCGGCCCGAACAGACACAUGUCUAAAUUCAGUUACCCUUGUAAUUUCGGGGACCACUAUUAGUUUUGCCUCCAAUGGUGUUGUGACACUGGAUGGAAACAGUCCAUAUAAGCUUCCUGCCACCACAGGUCCUGUGAGCAUCUUUCAGCCCACUUCCUCUUUCAUCAUUGCUGAUAUGAGGAGUCUUCGUCUAGAGAUUCAGUUAGCUCCAGUCAUGCAGUUGUAUAUUGUAGCCAGCACUGAAGAGAAAGGAAAGAUGAGUGGUCUAUGUGGAAACUAUAAUGAUGUCCAAUCAGAUGAUUUCAAAACAGAGUCUGGUAUCAUAGAGGGCACACCAAUAACGUUUGUCAACUUUUGGAAGAAAAACCCAUAUGGUUGUCCAGAUAUUGAAAACACAUUUGACAACCCCUGUAGCUUGAGUGUGGACACAGAAAAACCUGCUAAAGACUGGUGUUCCCGUCUUACAAACAGCAGCGGAGUCUUUUCUGCAUGUCAUUCAGAAAUAUGUCCUGAGAUUUUCUACCAAUGGUGUGUCUAUGACACCUGCAAAUGUGCAGAUAUUAGGAAGUGUAUGUGUGCGGCUGUGUCCAACUAUGCCCACGCCUGUGCUGCCAGAGGAAUCAUUCUCCAGGGAUGGAUGGAUUCUGAACCCUGUGUAUCUGAGUGUUCAGAAAACAUGAAGCACUCCUACGGUGUGUCCAGCUGUGGCAACACCUGCCGCUCUCUCAAUGAACCAAACAACACCUGCCCAGGGUCCUUCACCCCAGUAGACGGCUGCGUCUGUUCUGAGGGAACCUACCUUAAUGAAGUUGGCAGUUGUGUGCCUGCCCACCAGUGUCCUUGUUACGAAGGCAACCAGGUCAUAGAACCAUCGGCAACAUCCAACAUAGAUGGUGUUGUAUGCACCUGUACGCUUGGAAAAUUGCACUGCUCCAGUAAGGAAGACUGUGUGGCUCCAAUGGUCUACUUCAAAUGCUCAAAUUAUGAACCUGGAACAAAAGGGACAGAGUGUCAGAGGACCUGUCAGAACCAAGACCUAAGCAACUGCGUGAGUACUGGGUGUGUAUCAGGGUGUAUGUGUCCAGAUCACCUUCUGGCUGAUGGAAAAGGUGGGUGUGUGGAGAGGACAAACUGCACCUGUGUCCACAACGGACUCAGCUAUUCACCUGGAGAGCAAGUUCAAGAGGACUGUAACACCUGCACAUGCACAAAUGGUAUGUGGACAUGUACAGAUAAUGAGUGUUAUGGCACCUGUACUAUCUAUGGUGAAGGUCAUUUCAUGACUUUCGAUGGCAAGAAAUAUUCUUUCCCUGGAGACUGUGAACACAUCUUGGCCCAUGAUAAUUGCAAUAAUGAACAGAGUCCAUAUUCUCUACGCCUGGUCACAGAGAACAUCCCCUGUGGCACCAGUGGCACCAUUUGCUCCAAAUCCAUUAGUCUUUCCUUUGGGAGAUACAAGAUGAUUUUAUCAGAGGAGAAUGGGAUCAAAGUUGUUGAAAGCAAUGGCACUGAUUACCUGUAUCAAAUCCAUACUGCUGGAAUAUACAAUGUCAUAGAGGUCAAAGGUCUUUUGAACUUAAUCUGGGACAAUAAAACGAGUCUGAUGCUCCAACUCCAUCCUAAAUUUAAGGGCAAGGUGUGUGGACUGUGUGGAAACUUUGACGGUAAUGCGAACAAUGACUUUGUGAAGCAUGAUGGAGAAGAGGUCACUGACGCAGUGGCAUUUGGAAACAGCUGGAAGGUAAAUCCCAGCUGUCCAGAAGUGAGCAACUUGAUGAAUCCAUGUGAAAAAAAUCCACAUCGGCGUGCCUGGGCUAUCAAACAAUGCAGCAUCAUCACAAGCCCUGUUUUUACAGACUGCCAUUCACGUGUGGAUUCUGGUCCGUACUAUGAUGCCUGCGUAAGAGACACCUGUGCAUGUGACAGUGGGGGUGACUGUGAUUGUUUCUGUACUGCAGUGGCAGCUUAUGCUGCUCAAUGUCGUAAAAAAGGAGCUUGUGUGGCAUGGCGGAGCCCAAGCAUAUGUCCUUUAUUCUGUGAUUACUACAACAGUCCUCCAGAUGAAUGUGAAUGGCAUUAUAGAACCUGUGGAUCCACCUGCAUGAAAACUUGCAGUAACCCGUCGGGAAAUUGUUCUAAUCAAAUUCCUCUUCUAGAAGGUUGUUUUCCUCGGUGCCCCUUAGAAAGGCCUUUUCUGAGGGAAGACACAAGGAAAUGUGUUACGGAGGCAGAAUGUCUUUCUCUGUGUACCUAUGAUGGGAAAGUAUACACUACUGGACAAGUGGUGUACGAUACCUCAGAUGGGAAUGGCACAUGUUUUACAGCUGUGUGUGAUUUUAAUGGCAUGAUAAUAAGAAAUAUUUACCCAUGUGUGACAAUAACCACGCCAUUCACUUUCACAUCUCCACCACAAACCACUAAAACAACAAUUAUAAUAACAGUUACAAAGUCAGUUACAGGAGUUUCUACUACUGCUGUUACUCCUCCUACUCCAUCUACAGAAACACAACCUCCCACAGGAACCAAAACACCCUCCACAGCUGCUACAACUGCUGGUACACCAACACCAACAUCACCCAGAGUUUCUACUACUGCUGUUACUUCGCCAACACCAUCUACAGAAACAAAAACCCCCAAAGCAACAGAAACACCAUACACAGCUACCACAACUGCUGGUACACCAAAACCAACAUCACCAGAAAUUUCUACUACUGCUGUUACUGCUGGAACAACACUCACAGAAACACCACCUCCGACACGAACAGAAACGCCAUCAACAGCAACAACAACCGCUGGUCGACCAACACCUACAUCACCAGGAGUUUCUACUACUGCUGUUACUGUUCCAACACCAUCUACAGAAACACAACCUCCAACAGGAACCAAAACACCAUCCACAGUUGCUACAACUUCUGGCACACCAACAUCAACCAGAGUUUCCACUACUGCUGAAACAGCACGCACAGAAACACCCCCUCCGCCACGAACAGAAACGCCAUCAACAUCAACAACAACCACUGGUCGACCAACACCUACAUCACCAGGAGUUUCUACUACUGCUGUUACUGCUCCAACACCAUCUACAGAAACACAACCUCCAUCAGGAACCAAAACACCAUCCACAGUUGCUACAACUGCUGGCACACCAACACCAACAUCACAAAUAAUUUCUACUACUGCUGUUACUACUAAAACACCACUGACCGAAACGCCACCUCCGAAAAGAACAGAAUCAUCAUCAACUACAACUGUUGGUCCAACGACACCUACAUCACCAGGAGUUUCUACUACUGCUGAAACAGCACGCACAGAAACACCACCUCCGACACGAACAGAAACGCCAUCAACAUCAACAACAACCUCUGGUCGAACAACACCUACAUCACCAAGAGUUUCUACUACUGCUGUUACUGCUCCAACACCAUCUACAGAAACACAACCUUCAACAGGAACCAAAACACCAUCCACAGCUACCACAAGUGCUGGUACACCAAAACCAACAUCACCGGAAAUUUCGACUACUGCUGUUACUGCUGGAACAACACUCACAGAAACACCACCUCCGACACGAACAGAAACACCAUCAACAGCAACUACAACCGCUGGACGACCAACACCUACAUCACCAGGAGUUUCUACUACUGCUGUUACUGCUCCAACACCAUCUACAGAAACACAACCUCCAACAGGAACCAAAACACCCUCCACAGCUGCUACAACUGCUGGUACACCAACAUCACCCAGAGUUUCUACUACUGCUGUUACUUCGCCAACACCAUCUACAGAAACAAAAACCCCCAAAGCAACAGAAACACCAUCCACAGCUACCACAACUGCUGGUACACCAAAACCAACAUCACCAGAAAUUUCUACUACUGCUGUUACUGCACCAACACCAUCUACAGAAACAAAACCUCCAACAGGAACCAAAACACCAUCCACAGUUGCUACAACUUCUGGCACACCAACAUCAACCAGAGUUUCUACCACUGCUGAAACAGCACGCACAGAAACACCACCUCCGACACGAACAGAAACGCCAUCAACAUCAACAACAACCUCUGGUCGAACAACACCUACAUCAACAAGAGUUUCUACUACUGCUGUUACUGCUCCAACACCAUCUACAGAAACACAACCUUCAACAGGAACCAAAACACCAUCCACAGCUACCACAAGUGCUGGUACACCAAAACCAACAUCACCGGAAAUUUCGACUACUGCUGUUACUGCUGGAACAACACUCACAGAAACACCACCUCCGACACGAACAGAAACACCAUCAACAGCAACUACAACCGCUGGACGACCAACACCUACAUCACCAGGAGUUUCUACUACUGCUGUUACUGCUCCAACACCAUCUACAGAAACACAACCUCCAACAGGAACCAAAACACCAUCCACAGUUGUUACAACUGCUGGCACACCAACAUCAACCAGAGUUUCUACUACUGCUGAAACAGCACGCACAGAAACACCACCUCCAACACGAACAGAAACACCAUCAACAGCAACAAGAACCACUGUUCGACCAACUCCUACAUCACCAGGAGUUUCUACUACUGCUGUUAUUACUCAAACGCCAUCUACAGAAACACAACCUCCCAUAGAAACCAAAACACCAUCCACAGUUGCUACAACUGUUGGUACACCAACACCACAAAUAUUUUCUACUACUGCUGUUACUACUAAAACACCACUGACUGAAACUCCAACACCGAAAAGAACAGAAUCGCCAUCAACAGCAACUACAACUGUUGGUCCGCCGACACCUACAUCACCAGGAGUUUCUACUACUGCGAUUACUGCUUCUACUCCUUCUACAGAAACAAAAUCUUCCAAAGGAACAGAAACACCAUCCACAGCUACCACAACUGCUGGUACACAAACACCAACUCCAAAACGAACAGAAAUGCCAUCAACAUCAACAACAACCUCUGGUCGAACAACACCUACAUCACCAGGAGUUUCUACUACUGCUGUUACUGCUCCAACACCAUCUACAGAGACACAACCUCCCACAGGAACCAAAACACCAUUCACAGCUACCACAACUGCUGGUACACCAAAACCAACACCACCAGAAAUUUCUACUACUGCUGUUACUGCUGGAACAACACUCACAGAAACACCACCUCCAACACGAACAGGAAUGCCAUCAACAGCAACAGCAACCACUGGUCGACCAACUCCUACAUCACAAGGAGUUUCUACUACUGCUGUUACUACUCAAACGCCAUCUACAGAAACACAACCUCCCAUAGGAACCAAAACACCAUCCACAGCUGCUACAACUGUUGGUACACCAACACCGACAUCACAAAUAUUUUCUACUACUUCUGUUACUACUAAAACACCACUGACCGAAACUCCAACACCGAAAAGAACAGAAUCGCCAUCAACAGCAACUACAACUGUUGGUCCAGCGACACCUACAUCACCAGGAGUUUCUACUACUGCUGUUACUGCUUCUACUCCUUCUACAGAAACAAAAUCUACCAAAGGAACAGAAACACCAUCCACAGCUACCACAACUGCUGGUACACCAAAACCAACAUCACCAGAAAUUUCUACUACUGCUGUUACUGCUGGAACAAAACUUACAGAAUCACCAACUCCAAAACUAACAGAAAUGCCAUCAACAUCAACAACAACCUCUGGUCGAACAACACCUACAUCACCAGGAGUUUCUACUACUGCUGUUACUACUGAAAAACCAAUCACAGAAACACCACCUACGACACAAACAGAACCAUCAACGACAACAACAACUGCUGGUCCACAAACACCUACAUCACCAGGAGUUGCUACUACUGCUGUUACUGCUCCUACUCCAUCUACAGAAGUACCACCUCCAACAGGAACUGAAACACCUUCAACAGCAACUACAACUGCUGGUACACCAACACCAACAUCACAAGAAAUUUCUACUACUGCUGUUACUACUGAAACACCAAUCACAGAAACAUCCCCUCCGACACAAACAGAACCAUCAACAACAACAACAACUGCUGGUCCACCAACACCUACAUCACCAGGAGUUUCUACUACUGCUGUUACUGGUCCUACUCCAUCUACAGAAGCACCACAUCCCACAGGAACCGAAACUCCAUCAACAGCAACUACAACUGCUGGUACACCAACACCAACAUCACAAGAAAUUUCUACUACUGCUGUUACUACUGAAACACCAGUCACAGAAACACCACCUCCGACACAAACAGAACCAUCAACGACAACAACAACUGCUGGUCCACCAACACCUACAUCACCAGAAGUUUCUACUACUGCUGUUACUGCUCCUACUCUAUCUACAGAAGCACCACCUCCAACAGGAACUGAAACACCAUCAACAGCAACUACAACUGCUGGUACACCAACACCAACAUCACCAGAAAUUUCUACUACAGCUGUUACUACUGAAUCACCAAUCACAGAAACACCACCUCUGACGCAAACAGAACCAUCAACGACAACAACAACUGCUGGUCCACCAACACCUACAUCACCAGGAGUUUCUACUACUGCUGUUACUGCUCCUACUCCAUCUACAGAAGCACCACCUCCCACAGGAACUGAAACACCAUCAACAGCAACUACAACUCUUGGAACACCAACAUCACCAGAAAUGUCUACUACUGCUGUUACUACAAAAACACCAAUCACAGAAACACCCCCUCCGACACAAACAGCACCAUCUACGACAACAACAACAGCUGGUCCACCAACACCUACAUCACCAGGAGUUUCUACUAAGGCUGUUACUGCUCCUACUCCAUCUUCAGAAGCACCACCUCCCACAGGAACUGAAACGCCAUCAACAGCAACUACAACUGCUGGUACACCAACACCAACAUCACAAGAAAUUUCUACUACUGCUGUUACUACUGAAACACCAAUCACAGAAACACCACCUCUGACACAAACAGAACCAUCAACGACAACAACAACUGCUGGUCCACCAACACCUACAUCACCAGGAGUUUCUACUACUGCUGUUACUGCUCCUACUCCAUCUACAGAAGCACCACCUCCCACAGGAACUGAAACACCAUCAACAGCAACUACAACUCUUGGAACACCAACAUCACCAGAAAUGUCUACUACUGCUGUUACUACAAAAACACCAAUCACAGAAACACCCCCUCCGACACAAACAGCACCAUCUACGACAACAACAACAGCUGGUCCACCAACACCUACAUCACCAGGAGUUUCUACUAAGGCUGUUACUGCUCCUACUCCAUCUUCAGAAGCACCACCUCCCACAGGAACUGAAACGCCAUCAACAGCAACUACAACUGCUGGUACACCAACACCAACAUCACAAGAAAUUUCUACUACUGCUGUUACUACUGAAACACCAAUCACAGAAACACCCCCUCCGACACAAUCAGAAGUAUCAACGACAACAACAACUGCAGGUCCACCAACACCUACAUCACCAGGAGUUACUACUACUGCUGUUACUGCUCCUACACCAUCUACAGAAGCACCACCUCCCACCGGGACUGAAACACCAUCAACAGCAACUACAACUGCUGGUACACCAACACCAACAUCACAAGAAAUUUCUACUACUGCUGUUACUACUGAAACACCAAUCACAGAAACAUCCCCUCCGACACAAACAGAACCAUCCACAUCAACAACAACUGCUGGUCCACCAACACCUACAUCACCAGGUGUUUCUACUACUGCUGUUACUGCUCCUACUCCAUCUACAGAAGCACCACCUCCCACAGGAACUGAAACACCAUCAACUGCUGUUACUGCUCCUACUCCAUCUACAGAAGCACCACCUCCCACAGGAACUGAAACACCAUCAACAGCAACUACAACUGCUGGUACACCAACACCAACAUCACAAGAAAUUUCUACUACUGCUGUUACUACUGAAACACUGAUCACAGAAACACCACCUCCGACACAAACAGAACCAUCAACAACAACAACAACUGCUGGUCCACCAACACCUACAUCACCAGGAGUUUCUACUACUGCUGUUACUGCUCCUACUCCAUCUACAGAAGCACCACCUCCCACAGGAACUGAAACACCAUCAACAGCAACUACAACUGCUGGUACACCAACACCAACAUCACAAGAAAUUUCUACUACUGCUGUUACUACUGAAACACCAAUCACAGAAACAUCCCCUCCGACACAAACAGAACCAUCAACUACAACAACAACUGCUGGUCCACCAACACCUACAUCACCAGGUGUUUCUACUACUGCUGUUACUGCUAUUACUCCAUCUACAGAAGCACCACCUCCCACAGGAACUGAAACACCAUCAACAGCAACUACAACUGCUGGUACACCAACACCAACAUCACAAGAAAUUUCUACUACUGCUGUUACUACUGAAACACCAAUCACAGAAACACCACCUCCGACACAAACAGAACCAUCAACAACAACAACAACUGCUGGCCCACCAACACCUACAUCACCAGGAGUUUCUACUACUGCUGUUACUGCUCCUACUCCAUCUACAGAAGCACCACCUCCCACAGGAACUGAAACACCAUCAACAGCAACUACAACUGCUGGUACACCAACACCAACAUCACAAGAAAUUUCUACUACUGCUGUUACUACUGAAACACCAAUCACAGAAACACCAUCUCCGACACAAACAGAACCAUCAACAACAACAAGAACUGCUGGUCCACCAACACCUACAUCACCAGGAGUUUCUACUACUGCUGUUACUGCUCCUACUCCAUCUACAGAAGCACCACCUCCCACAGGAACUGAAACACCAUCAACAGCAACUACAACUGCUGGUACACCAACACCAACAUCACAAGAAAUUUCUACUACUGCUGUUUCUACAGAAACACCAAUCACAGAAACACCACCUCCGACACAAACAGAACCAUCAACAACAACAAGAACUGCUGGUCCACCGACACCUACAUCUCCAGAAGUUUCUACUACUGCUGUUACUGCUCCUACUCCAUCUACAGAAACACCACCUCCCACAGGAACUGAAACACCAUCAACAGCAACUACAACUGCUGGUACACCAACACCAACAUCACAAGAAAUUUCUACUACUGCUGUUACUACUGAAACACCAGUCACAGAAACACCACCUCCGACACAAACAGAACCAUCAACAACAACAAGAACUGCUGGUCCACCAACACCUACAUCACCAGGAGUUUCUACUACUGCUGUUACUGCUCCUACUCCAUCUACAGAAGCACCACCUCCCACAGGAACUGAAACACCAUCAACAGCAACUACAACUGCUGGUACACCAACACCAACAUCAAAAGAAAUUUCUACUACUGCUGUUACUACUGAAACACCAAUCACAGAAACACCAUCUCCGACACAAACAGAACCAUCAACAACAACAAGAACUGCUGGUCCACCAACACCUACAUCACCAGGAGUUUCUACUACUGCUGUUACUGCUCCUACUCCAUCUACAGAAGCACCACCUCCCACAGGAACUGAAACACCAUCAACAGCAACUACAACUGCUGGUACACCAACACCAACAUCACAAGAAAGUUCUACUACUGCUGUUACUACUGAAACACCAAUCACAGAAACACCACCUCCGACACAAACAGAACCAUCAACAACAACAAGAACUGCUGGUCCACCGACACCUACAUCUCCAGAAGUUUCUACUACUGCUGUUACUGCUCCUACUCCAUCUACAGAAACACCACCUCCCACAGGAACUGAAACACCAUCAACAGCAACUACAACUGCUGGUACACCAACACCAACAUCACAAGAAAUUUCUACUACUGCUGUUACUACUGAAACACCAAUCACAGAAACACCACCUCCGACACAAACAGAACCAUCAACAACAACAACAACUGCUGGUCCACCGACACCUACAUCUCCAGAAGUUUCUACUACUGCUGUUACUGCUCCUAUUCCAUCUACAGAAACACCACCUCCCACAGGAAGCAAAACACCAUCCACAGCUACUACAACUCUUGGAACACCAACAUCACCAGAAAUGUCUACUACUGCUGUUACUACAAAAACACCAAUCACAGAAACACCCCCUCCGACACAAACAGCACCAUCUACGACAACAACAACAGCUGGUCCACCAACACCUACAUCACCAGGAGUUUCUACUACUGCUGUUACUGCUCCUACUCCAUCUACAGAAGCACCACCUCCCACAGGAACUGAAACACCAUCAACAGCAACUACAACUGCUGGUACACCAACACCAACAUCACAAGAAAUUUCUACUACUGCUGUUACUACUGAAACACCAGUCACAGAAACACCACCUCCGACACAAACAGAACCAUCAACAACAACAACAACUGCUGGUCCACCAACACCUACAUCACCAGGAGUUUCUACUACUGCUGUUACUGCUCCUACUCCAUCUACAGAAGCACCACCUCCCACCGGGACUGAAAAACCAUCAACAGCAACUACAACUGCUGGUACACCAACACCAACAUCACAAGAAAUUUCUACUACUGCUGUUACUACUGAAACACCAGUCACAGGAACACCACCUCCGACACAAACAGAACCAUCAACGACAACAACAACUGCUGGUCCACCAACACCUACAUCACCAGGAGUUACUACUACUGCUGUUACUGCUCCUACACCAUCUACAGAAGCACCACCUCCCACAGGAACUGAAACACCAUCAACAGCAACUACAACUGCUGGUACACCAACAUCACAAGAAAUUUCUACUACUGCUGUAACUACUGAAACACCAAUCACAGAAACAUCCCUUCCGACACAAACAGAACCAUCAACUACAACAACAACUGCUGGUCCACCAACACCUACAUCACCAGGUGUUUCUACUACUGCUGUUACUGCUCCUACUCCAUCUACAGAAGCACCACCUCCCACAGGAACUGAAACACCAUCAACUGCUGUUACUGCUCCUACUCCAUCUACAGAAGCACCACCUCCCACAGGAACUGAAACACCAUCAACAGCAACUACAACUGCUGGUACACCAACACCAACAUCACAAGAAAUUUCUACUACUGCUGUUACUACUGAAACACUAAUCACAGAAACACCACCUCCGACACAAACAGAACCAUCAACAACAACAACAACAACAACUGCUGGUCCACCAACACCUACAUCACCAGGAGUUUCUACUACUGCUGUUACUGCUCCUACUCCAUCUACAGAAGUACCACCUCCUACAGGAACUGAAACACCAUCAACAGCAACUACAACUGCUGGUACACCAACACCAACAUCACAAGAAAUUUCUACUACUGCUGUUACUACUGAAACACCAAUCACAGAAACACCACCUCCGACACAAACAGAACCAUCAACAACAACAACAACUGCUGGUCCACCAACACCUACAUCACCAGGAGUUUCUACUACUGCUGUUACUGCUCCUACUCCAUCUACAGAAGCACCACCUCCCACAGGAACUGAAACACCAUCAACAGCAACUACAACUGCUGGUACACCAACACCAACAUCACAAGAAAUUUCUACUACUGCUGUUACUACUGAAACACCAAUCACAGAAACACCACCUCCGACAGAAACAGAACCAUCAACAACAACAAGAACUGCUGGUCCACCGACACCUACAUCUCCAGAGGUUUCUACUACUGCUGUUACUGCUCCUACUCCAUCUACAGAAACACCACCUCCCACAGGAACUGAAACACCAUCAACAGCAACUACAACUGCUGGUACACCAACACCAACAUCACAAGAAAUUUCUACUACUGCUGUUACUACUGAAACACCAAUCACAGAAACACCACCUCCGACACAAACAGAACCAUCAACAACAACAAGAACUGCUGGUCCACCAACACCUACAUCACCAGGAGUUUUUACUACUGCUGUUACUGCUCCUACUCCAUCUACAGAAGCACCACCUCCCACAGGAACUGAAACACCAUCAACAGCAACUACAACUGCUGGUACACCAACACCAACAUCACAAGAAAUUUCUACUACUGCUGUUACUACUGAAACACCAAUCACAGAAACACCACCUCCGACACAAACAGAACCAUCAACAACAACAACAACUGCUGGUCCACCAACACCUACAUCACCAGGAGUUUCUACUACUGCUGUUACUGCUCCUACUCCAUCUACAGAAGCACCACCUCCCACAGGAACUGAAACACCAUCAACAGCAACUACAACUGCUGGUACACCAACACCAACAUCACAAGAAAUUUCUACUACUGCUGUUACUACUGAAACACCAAUCACAGAAACACCAUCUCCGACACAAACAGAACCAUCAACAACAACAAGAACUGCUGGUCCACCAACACCUACAUCACCAGGAGUUUCUACUACUGCUGUUACUGCUCCUACUCCAUCUACAGAAGCACCACCUCCCACAGGAACUGAAACACCAUCAACAGCAACUACAACUGCUGGUACACCAACACCAACAUCACAAGAAAUUUCUACUACUGCUGUUACUGCUGAAACACUAAUCACAGAAACACCACCUCUGACAGAAACAGAACCAUCAACAACAACAAGAACUGCUGGUCCACCGACACCUACAUCUCCAGAAGUUUCUACUACUGCUGUUACUGUUCCUACUCCAUCUACAGAAACACCACCUCCCACAGGAACUGAAACACCAUCAACAGCAACUACAACUGCUGGUACACCAACACCAACAUCACCAGAAAUCUCUACUUCUGCUGUUACUACAAAAACACCAAUCACAGAAACACCCCCUCCGACACAAACAGAACCAUCAACGACAACAACAACUGCUGGUCCACCAACACCUACACCACCAGGAGUUUCUACUACUGCUGUUACUGCUCCUACUCCAUCUACUGAAGCACCACCUCCCACAGGAACUGAAACACCAUCAACAGCAACUACAACUGCUGGUACACAAACACCAACAUCACAAGAAAUUUCUACUACUGUUGUUACUACUGAAACACCAAUCACAGAAACACCCCCUCUGACACAAACAGAACCAUCAACGACAACAACAACUGCUGGUCCACCAACACCUACAUCACUAGGAGUUUCUACUACUGGUGUUACUCCUCCUACUCCAUCUACAGAAGCACCACCUCCUACAGGAACUGAAACACCAUCAACAGCAACUACAACUGCUAGUAUACCAACACCAACAUCACAAGAAAUUUCUACUACUGCUGUUACUACUGAAACACCAAUCACAGAAACACCACCUCCGACACAAACAGAACCAUCAACGACAACAAGAACUGCUGGUCCACCGACACCUACAUCUCCAGAAGUUUCUACUACUGCUGUUACUGCUCCUACUCCAUCUACAGAAACACCACCUCCCACAGGAACCGAAACACCAUUAACAACUUCUACAACUGCUGGUACACCAACAUCACAAGAAAUUGCUACAACUGCUGUUACUACUGAAACACCAAUAACAGAAACACCACCUCCAACACGAACAGAAACUCCAUCAACAGCAACAACAACUGCUGGUCCACCAACACCUACAUCACCAGGAGUUUCUACUACUGCUGUUACUGCUCCUACUCCAUCUACAGAAACACCACCUCCAACAGGAACUAAAACACCACCCAUAUUUACUACUACUGCUGGUACACCAACAUCACCAGAAGUUUCUACUACUGCUCUUACUGCUACAACAUCAUCUAUAGAAACACUACCUCCCACAGGAACAGAAACACCUCUGACACUAUCAGCAAUUACUACAACCAUUGUUAAAUCAACAGUUUUGACAGUAACACCUAAAGUGACAGAAACGCCAUCAACCGAUUUCACUGUAUAUACAGAAUCAACACCUAAAAGAACACAUGGUACAUCACCUCAAAUUGUCAUCACAACAAUAUGUCACUGUACAUUUGCAAAUCAAACUUUCCCACCUGAGUCAAUCAUUUACAACAAAACUGAUAAAGCAGGCUGGUGCUACUUCGCUUACUGCAACUCCAAUUGUGUUAGUGAAAUAACACAGAAACCGUGUCCUCAGACUACUACAGUUCCAAUUUCAACUGUUCCAAAUGACUGUACCAAUGUCAACAGAAAGAAUGGAGAGACAUGGAAUGAGGAAUGUACCACUAAAACCUGCAUAAAUGGGAAUGUUACCACAAGCCCUGUACAGUGUCAUCCAGCAGAUUCUGUCAUACCUACAUGUGUCAACGGACUUAAGCCUGAGAAGGUUUAUUAUAACAAUGGCUGCUGCGCUAAGUACGAGUGUCUAUGUCGAUGCAGUGGCUGGGGUGACCCUCAUUACAAUACGUUUGAUGGAAAAUAUUAUACUUUCCAAGGAAAUUGCGACUAUGUGUUGGUCCGAGAAAUCAUUCCAAGACACAAUAUCAGCGUCUAUGUAAAAAAUUAUUAUUGCGAUGUUACAAAUAAUUUUGCUUGUCCAGAGUAUGUGACUGUUAAGUACAAAUCCUAUGAAAUCAAGCUAGCAAGUAACAGUAAAGAGAUACAGGUUUACGUCAAUGAUGCUGUUAAAGUCCCAACUUUCUUUAAUGAAGAUUUCAGCAUCACUACCUCUGGCAUGGCAGUGAUUUUGAACAUUAAUGAAAUCAAAACUGAGAUUUUAGUCAGUCAUCAAGGCUUUGAGAUCAAUCUCCCGUUCUCCUACUUCCAUGGUAAUACAGAGGGACAGUGCGGUGUUUGUGACAAUGAUGCCACAAAUGACUGCAGACGUCCCGAUGGAACAACUGACCAAUCAUGUGAGCAAAUGGCAGCAUUGUGGGUGGACUCCCCAGAAUGUGAAAACCCUCGACCACAUCCAAGCGAACCUCUUCCUACCUGCACAGCACAAAUCUGUGAGGUCAUCAAGAGCGAUUUGUUCAAGAGCUGUCAUGACACCGUUCCCUAUCAAAGCUACUAUGAAGCAUGUAAAUAUGAUGUGUGCUACAAGAAAAAUGACUCCAUGGCCUGUGCCAGUGUAGAGGCCUAUGCACAGCAAUGUGGCCAGCAGUCUAUAUGUGUGGACUGGAGAGACUCAGCUGACCUUAACGGGCUAUGUACAUACAAAUGUGCUGAUCACAAAGUCUUCAAGGCAUGUGGGCCUAAAGUUGAAAGAACCUGCAGUACAAGAUACAAUGAGAUGUUUGUGGAAGACCAAAGCAAAACCGACCAUAAAACAUUCAUGGAAGGUUGUUACUGUCCUGAAAACACAUAUCUAGUUAGUUCAACAACAGACCAGUGCACAGCUACUUGCGACUGCAUUGGCCCAGAUGGGUUACCAAGACAGCCAGGAGAAAAAUGGAUUGUGAACUGUACAACAUACAAAUGCUCCACUGAGAGCUUUGGUGUUGUUCAAGAACCUAUGAAUUGUCCAACCAUAGCGCCUUGUGGCCAUGAAUACAAAAGCAUAAUUGAAAACUGCUGUCCAACCUGCGUGUGUGAUACCAGCCAGUGUUCUAUGAAGUGUGAUGUGGGAUAUGAGUUAGCAGCAAAGAUACCUGAGGGCAAAUGCUGUCCACAAUGUGUGCCCAAAGAUGUGUGUGUGCACAAUAAUACUGAAUACCAGCCUGGAGUUAAAAUCCCUACAGAGCCUUGUUUGGAAUGUUACUGCCAAAUGGAUAAAGACCCACAGACCCAACUACAUUCUGUUGCAUGUGUUAAUAAAGUCUGUACACCUUGUGCUGAGGGCUUUGAGCGCGUAGAACAAGAAGGAGAGUGCUGCGGAACAUGCAAGCAAACCAGCUGCAUUUAUACUGCACCGGGCAACACCACACAUAUUCUCCAGGAUGGAGAAGUGAAAAAUUACAGUUGUGAGAGUAUAACCUGCAGUAAAAUUAAUGGCUUGUUUGUGACAGAGAAGAUCACACCAAAAUGCCCUUAUUUCAAUCCGGAUGACUGUGAGCCUGGAACUGAGAGAUAUGAUGCAUCUGGAUGUUGCAAGAUCUGUGAGCCCAAGAUUUGCAUUGUUUUGAAGAACAUAACCGAUGUGAAUGUAAAUGACUGCAAGUCCAUCCAACCCAUAGAAGUGACGUCCUGCAGUGGUCACUGUGGUACCCAAUCAAUGUAUUCAAUGGAAGAGAAGAGCAUGAAGCACAUCUGUUCUUGUUGCCAAGAGGAGAAAAUCAGCCAUCGUCAGGUGACGCUGAAGUGUGCCGAUGACAGCCAGCGCAAUUAUGACUAUAUUUACAUUGAGAGCUGCACAUGCACUCCUAAAAAGUGUAUAGACUAGAAGCCCUGAAGACUUGAUAAAAGAUGCUGAUAUUAAAGCUUUUCAUUUGGUUAUUACUGAUGUGAACUAAAUUACUUAAGACAAGAGAUAUUUGAAAUAAGGAGCAUGGCAAGGAAUACAUGCUUUUAUUCUAGGGCUAGGAUUUUCACUUUAAAUAUGGUCUUAAAUGUUUAAAUUAUCUGUAACAAAACUAUUUCUUUUCUGUGGUAUAAUGAGAGUUCUGUAUAAUUGUGAUGAAAUAAGUGUAUGUUCAACACAAUAAAGAAGUAAAUUUUCAACACA
Molecule: messenger RNA, 17844 nt
Organism: Carassius auratus (goldfish)
Lineage: Eukaryota; Metazoa; Chordata; Actinopteri; Cypriniformes; Cyprinidae
Gene: muc5.2
Product: mucin 5.2
Exons: 47
Coding region: 1-17562 (5853 amino acids)
Cellular component (GO): extracellular matrix
Molecular function (GO): protein binding
Source: RefSeq, a predicted model, not a curated record